AGUAUUGCAGACUAGGAGACUAAGCGAGGUGUAAACAUGGCGCUGUGUAGUAUCGUCUGAAGCUCCUCUCAAGGAAUUAUUACAUUCAAAGGAAAUAAGUGGUUAUUGAUACGGUUGUGUAGGUGUAAACGUUUGAUGAAAGAGGCAAGAUGUCGUCACGUUGUCAACAUUGUGGCUGUGGUGAUAUUGACAUUGAUCCUGCUCGUGGAGAUGCCGUCUGUACCUCUUGUGGUACAGUUCUGUCAGAACAUAAUAUAGUCAGUGAAGUUCAGUUUCUUGAAAAUUCUCAUGGAGGGAGUUCAGCUGUUGGUCAGUUUGUUGCCUCAGAUUCUGUUAGCAAACGGCCAAUGUUCAAAGGUUUUCAUGGAACCUUUGCCAGAGAAAGUAAAGAAAUUACACUUAAUAAUGCAAAAAAGAAGAUUAAUGCUCUUGCACAGCAGUUACGUCUCAAUCAACAUAGUAUUGAGACUUCGUUUAAUUUUUUUAAGUUGGGAUUAAACAAGGGUCUUACACGUGGCAGAAAAACGAAUCAUGUUAUUGGUGCUUGUGUAUAUAUUACUUGCAGAACAGAACGAACAGCUCAUAUGCUAAUUGAUGUUAGUGAUGCCCUGCAAAUUGAUGUUUACGAGCUUGGUCGGACAUACCUUAGAUUGUCAACAGCCUUGUGUAUCAAUAUUCCUGCAAUGGAUCCAUGUCUUUAUAUUUGUAGAUUUGCAUAUAAACUCUCGUUUGGUGAUAAAACACAUGAUGUAUCAGAAACGGCAUUACGGCUUGUAAAACGGAUGAAGCGUGACUGGAUGCAUACUGGUAGAAGACCAUCUGGGGUUUGUGGUGCAGCACUUGUGAUUGCUGCACGGCUCCAUAACUUCAAUCGCACCAUAACUGAUGUCAUAAAAGUUGUGAAGGUUCAUGAGUCAACAUUAAGAAAACGUUUGACAGAAUUUGGUGAGACCCCAUCAAGUGCCCUGACCUUAGAAGAGUUUAUGACUGUGGACUUAUCAGAGGAACAAGAUCCUCCAGCUUUUAGGGCAGCUAGAAAACGGGAAAGAGAAAGAGUUCAAAUGCUCUUGGAAGAGCAAGUAGAUUUGGAUGAUGAAUUAAGUGAACUUCAACAAGAAAUCGAGAAACAUUUGGAGGAAAGAAAAAGAAAACUGCGUGGUUUAUGGGCUAAAUAUGACAAAGAAGAGGAACAUGUUGAAGAAGAAUAUGUAGAACAGGAAAAUGCUGACACUCAAAAAUUUAUCACUGAAGCAACUUUAGAGUCAAUUAACAAUUGCCUUGAUGAAAUAUGUGAAGAAGAAGUAAAAAAGGAAAUUAAACCACAGGGAAUUGGGCCUUCUGCAGCAAGUCUUGGCUUAAAAGAGACUAUAGAGGAGUGCAUGGAGAUACGUCCUGCUGAUCCUGAACCUGAAGAUAAUGGAGUCUUAGAUUUGGCUGGAAUUGAUGAUAAUGAAAUAGAUUCAUAUAUUAUGUCUCAUAGAGAGAUAAAGCUAAAAACCGAAUUGUGGAUGAAAAAAAACAAAGAGUAUAUAGAAGAGAUGAAGAUUAAGCAGGAGAAGGAACAAAAAGAAGCUGAAGAGAGAGAAAAGGAAGGAAAACCACCAAAAAAGAAGAAAAACUACACCAAAAAGCCCAAAAGUAACACUCCUGCUAAUACAGCUGGAGAGGCAAUUGAGAAAAUGCUGAUGGAUAAAAAGAUAUCAAAUAAGAUUAAUUACGAUGUUCUCCGCAGUUUGAAUGGUGAUGGUGAAGAAGAAGAAGUUGAUAUUAAAGAAGAGAAACCAAACUCCAAAAUUUUAAAAGCAUCUCCUGUAGAAACUCCAAAAGGUAUUUCAUCCGUACUUGAAUCAUUAACAGGAAAGCGUCCUAGAAAUCCUAGCAGAGAGGAACAAGAUAAAACUCCAAAGAAGACAAUGCGUGAUGGGAAUAGUGAUUCUAUAAAGGUUAAACAAGAUGAAGAUGAUGAAGAAGAGGAGGAGGAGGAGGAGCAUGAGGAAGAUGACCCAGAAGAAGAGGAUGAGAGCAGCUUGUCCACAUUACAACUCCUACAGAGAAGGAGAGGAGAAUUCAAUGAAAAUGAUGAAUACUAUGAUGAUUAUUAUGAUUAAUUGUAAAUAGCUGUUUGAUACAAUUUGUAUGAGGAGCUUUAUGGUAAAUCCAGAUACCACGUGGAAUUUUAAGUACAAAUACUUUUAGGAAAAUAGUGUUUCUUUUCUUUGAAAUAGUUUGUUAUUUAUAGUAUUUCAGAUCUUAAUAUACUGUACAUUAAUAUUUCUUACAAUAAUUCCAUUAAUGGUUUUUAUUAUUAGGGCAGGAAUUAAGUUCCUUUUACACCAUCACAGUAUUGUACAAACUGCCACUGAAUUUUAGACACGGUAUACUGUAUCUGUAUAUAAAAAAGUUAAAUAUGUUCUAAGUUAUUUUCAUGUAUUUUAGGUAGACAAUUAUCAUUGUAAAUAAAUGUACCUUUUUUAUGUAUCUUAAUGUAUUUACUGUAUUUUGAUUAUUAAAAGUUCCGGUAAACAGAUUUAUCUUAAGAUUUAGAUAUAAGAGGUGGUUCUCAGUGGAUUAAAAGAAUCAAAUUAAUUCAGUGCUUUAGAAGUCCUAAUUGUUUGGGUUAAUAUACAUUGUCACCUUCUGUAAUUUCAUUUUGUUGUAUAAAAGUAAUAGCUAGACCCCAAGCAUUUAUUUGUGGAGUACAGUACUGUACAGUAUGGAGAUACUUAAAAUAUUCUGUUGUUAGAGAAAACCUCAUGGUAAAGUUGUGGCACAACUUUUUAAAUAUUCUGUUAGGAGAUUACCAUGUAGUGGUUUAUAGUUUAAUAGAUUUUUUAUCAGUGAACACCAUGUUGUUGCCUAAUAAACAGAAUUAAAAGCGA
Homarus americanus (American lobster) is the source of this 2879-nucleotide messenger RNA. It is a transcript of the gene Brf, whose product is annotated as transcription factor IIIB 90 kDa subunit-like. The coding region runs from base 150 to 2108 and encodes 652 amino acids. The record is from RefSeq and is a predicted model, not a curated record. Gene Ontology annotation, cellular component: transcription preinitiation complex; transcription factor TFIIIB complex; nucleus. Gene Ontology annotation, biological process: transcription by RNA polymerase III; transcription preinitiation complex assembly; DNA-templated transcription initiation. The transcript has 2 exons. Gene Ontology annotation, molecular function: TBP-class protein binding; RNA polymerase III type 3 promoter sequence-specific DNA binding; RNA polymerase III general transcription initiation factor activity. Lineage: Eukaryota; Metazoa; Arthropoda; Malacostraca; Decapoda; Nephropidae.